Messenger RNA from Trifolium pratense (red clover), 1191 nucleotides. RefSeq lists its product as uncharacterized. The transcript has a single exon. The record is from RefSeq and is a predicted model, not a curated record. Bases 1 to 894 code for a protein of 297 amino acids. Lineage: Eukaryota; Viridiplantae; Streptophyta; Magnoliopsida; Fabales; Fabaceae.
AUGUCUGAAGUAUCUUUUUACGAAGGACCAUCAGGCUAUCAUGCUGAUAGUAUUUUUGAUCAUAAAAUAGAACAUGCAGAUUUAUCUUUAACUGCAGAAGAAAAUUUUAAACGAAAGUUUAGUAAAAUAAAAGAGUUUUUCUCAAGAGAAAAUAUCUUAAAAUUUGGAAUAAUGACAGGAGAAGUACCUAUUCCAAUAGAUUCCACACAUGGAAAUAUAGCUGUAUCUACUAUAGAUAAAGAGCAAAUUUCCAAAAGAAUGGAAAAACUUUCUCAGAAAGAAAGAGAUAGAAUUGGUUAUAUUCACAUAUCAACCAUUCAAAUCUUAAUCAAAAGUACCUUCAUGAAAGGUAUUGAUGCACCCUUAGAAAUCUCUCUAAGAGAUUCUAGGAUCUUAGAUAAAAACCAAGCUAUAAUUGCACAAGGAAUGUGUAAUUUAAAGUACGGCAAGAUCAAGUUUGACGUACACUUACAACUAGGACUAUCCCUACAGGAUAUAGAUCUUAGUAAAUCUAUAAUUUUCCAAUAUGGUUUGGAAAACCCAAAACUCAUGAAAGAAGGUAACCAUCCCUUUACUAUUUACUAUAGAAUCAAUUAUGCCUUGAGUAAUUCACAUCAUAGCAUAGAUUUCAUAGGAAAAGAUAGAAUUCAUAUAGAUGAAUUAUUCAAACCUAUGGUGACUUUAGAAUCACCCAUAUUCAACAACCUAGCCAGGAAAAGAUGUUCCCUGAUAAAAGUUGACAAAGAUCAGUUUGAAGAAACUGAGACAAAACCGCUAUUCAAAAGCCAAAGCUUUAGACUAGCACCACCAAAAAGAGAUUUUGAAAUCUCAAAACUACAAAGAUCUGUAGAAGAUCUAUCUUUACGCCUCCAAAUCAUAGAUAAGAAAAUCUAAGAUAUGCCUGGAGUAACCUGGAUAUAUCUCUUGGAACAAGAGGUAGAAGAAUAUAGGAAAACCAAAAGGUUAGCCUUAGAAAAGGAUCCCGAAAACUUCUUUGGAUUCCAUACUGUUAUACAGUAUAACAUAGAAUGCAUAGAAGGAACUAUAAACUGGGCGAAACAGAUCCAAGAAGAAAACCAAAAAUAUGACAAGGAAGACAUUGAAAGUUUUCAAAAAUGUCUCCGAAGAGAUUUAAAUCUCACAGCAAUUCAAAAGAUUUGCAAUAAAGGACGAGCCUUUGGAUUUAAUAUU